Messenger RNA from Tachysurus vachellii, 1349 nucleotides. Its product is annotated as serine/threonine-protein kinase pim-1-like. The transcript is spliced from 10 exons. The record is from RefSeq and is a predicted model, not a curated record. The coding region runs from base 87 to 1268 and encodes 393 amino acids. NCBI's taxonomy places the organism in Eukaryota, Metazoa, Chordata, Actinopteri, Siluriformes, Bagridae. Gene Ontology annotation, cellular component: cytoplasm. Gene Ontology annotation, biological process: regulation of mitotic cell cycle; protein autophosphorylation; negative regulation of apoptotic process. Gene Ontology annotation, molecular function: ATP binding; protein serine/threonine kinase activity.
AGCUUUCAGAGACACUACACCAAGGGAAGGGAAAAGAACCAGAGUGGCUGCUAAAUCUUCGUCAACUGUACGCAGAUAAAGUGUUUAUGCUGAUGACCCCAGAAGGUAGCCUAAUGUAUAGUGUGGUGUUCAAUCUCCAGCAUCCACGUGAGGAACGCCAUGAUACACAAUGGGCGGUGUUUAAGUCCCAGUACUCUACUGGAGAGCUGCUGGGUGAAGGAGGCUACGGGAGUGUCCGUGCAGGAGUCCGUAAGGCAGACGGUAAACAGGUUGCCAUUAAACAUGUGGGCAAGACGAUGAAUGACGUUUUCAUCACCAUUCCUGGAGAGACACACAGCCUUCCUCGAGAGGUUGCACUGAUGAAAAUGGUGUCCAAGCCAUCACGGUGUGAGAACGUGUUGGAGCUGUACGAGUGGUUCGACAUGUCAGACAGCUACAUCUUGGUCUUGGAGCGACCCAGCCCCUGCAAAGACCUCCAUGAUUUCCAGAAUGAUCACAAAGGUCGACUGUCAGAACCUCUGGCGAAACAAAUCAUGCGUCAGUUGGUUCAGGCUGCUCGCCAUUGCAAUGACCAUGGUGUCCUGCACCGUGACAUCAAGGCAGAGAAUAUUCUCAUAAACACAGAAACGCUGGAGCUAAAGCUGAUAGACUUUGGCUGUGGGUAUUUGCUGCAGGACACCCCCUACAAAUGUUAUGCAGGAACUUGGGCGUACUGCCCACCUGAGUGGUUAUGUGAGGGACUAUAUUUGGGUGUUCCUGCUACCAUCUGGAGCCUGGGAGUUGUUCUGUUUGACAUGGUGUGUGGACACCUGCCCUUCGGUUGUGAGGAUGACAUCAUUGAUCGGAACAUGCGAAUCGCUCCCGGCUUGUCUCAAGGUUGCCGUGAUCUGAUCUUGUGGUGUCUACACCGACAUCCUUACGUUCGUCCCACGUUCGAGGAAAUCCUCAGCCACGAAUGGUUUGAGGAACUUCAGAAGGAAGUCAAGGACCAGCAUCCUCUUCUGGAGAGCCAAAUUACACCAUGGGAGGUGUUUGAGUCACUGUACACUCCUGGAGAUAUGUUGGGUGAAGGAGGCUACGGGACAGUCUGUGCAGGAUAUCGUAAUGCGGAUGGCAAGCAGGUUGCAAUUAAAUACGUGAGAAAAAGUCCGGACGAUGACUUCAUCACCAUUUUUGGAGAGACACGCAGCCUUGAUUGGUUUGAGAUGUCCAACUGCUACAUCUCGGUCCUGGAGCGACCGCGUCCCUGCAUGGACGUCCAGAAAUAACAUCAGCGUUACUAAUGAUUCCACAGUAGCGCCAAAACAUCUCUCACUGACAAAGUCAAUUAAUGUUUUUGUACAGACAGU